Messenger RNA from Neomonachus schauinslandi (Hawaiian monk seal), 1688 nucleotides. It is a transcript of the gene TYW2, whose product is annotated as tRNA methyltransferase 12 homolog. Gene Ontology annotation, cellular component: cytoplasm. The record is from RefSeq and is a predicted model, not a curated record. Lineage: Eukaryota; Metazoa; Chordata; Mammalia; Carnivora; Phocidae. The coding region runs from base 105 to 1424 and encodes 439 amino acids. Gene Ontology annotation, molecular function: tRNA methyltransferase activity. Gene Ontology annotation, biological process: tRNA methylation. The transcript has 2 exons.
UGUGCGCUGCUCCUCCUGCAGCCGCGGUCGAUAAUGCCGAGCCGGGUGAGUGGAGUCUGAGAGAGUCUCACGGAGGGAAUCCGAGAGAAUGUGGGGCCAGCAACAUGGAAAGGGAAGGUGGGAAGCCUGCGGCUGUUGUCGCGGUUGUGACUGGGCCUCGGUUUACCCAGCGAUACAGGGAAUAUCUCGAGAAGCAGAAACUCCUGGAUAGACGGCACCGUGUAGAAAAGAUGCCGGAUGGCACGGUGGCGCUGCCCGUGCUGGGAGAGACUCUCCCUGAGCAGCACCUUCAAGAGCUGAGGGAUCGUGUGGCUCCAGGCAGCACCUGUAUAGUAACGCAGCUCCUGGAUCCUGUUCCCUCAAAGAAGGCCCAAGGUUGUUCACCUGCCCAAAGGCUGUGUCUUGAAGUGAGUCGCUGGGUAGAGGGCCGGGGAGUGACGUGGUCACCUGAGUUGGAGGCUGAUUUGCCCAGAUCUUGGCAACGACAUGGUGACCUCUUGUUGCUGAGCGAGGACUGUUUCCAAGCCAAGCGAUGGAAAAAUCUGGAACCAGAACUCUGGGAGACUGUUGCGUCUGCACUUGGCGUCCAUCGUGUGGCCAAACGAGGGCGGGUAUCACCAGAUGGCACUCGAACACCAGCAGUGACUCUGCUGCUGGGCGACCAUGGCUGGGUAGAGCACGUGGAUAAUGGGAUCCGAUAUAAGUUUGACGUGACCCAGUGCAUGUUCUCCUUCGGAAACAUCACUGAGAAGCUUCGAGUGGCAUCGCUGCCCUGUGCUGGAGAAGUGCUGGUGGAUCUCUAUGCAGGGAUUGGUUAUUUUACAUUGCCCUUCCUAGUCCAUGCUGGUGCUACCUUCGUCCAUGCCUGUGAGUGGAACCCCCAUGCUGUAGUUGCUCUGAGAAAGAACCUUGAUAUCAAUGGAGUGGCAGAUCGGUGCCAAAUACACUUUGGGGAUAACAGAAAACUGAAGCUCUCAAACAUUGCAGACAGGGUGAACCUGGGACUGAUUCCCAGUUCUGAAGAAGGCUGGCCCAUUGCCUGCCAAGUGCUAAGACGGGAUGCAGGGGGCAUUUUGCAUAUCCACCAAAAUGUGGAAUCUUACCCAGGCAAGAAUCUCCAGCCUCCUGGAAGCAGUGAAAUGGAGAAGGAGCAUCGGCCUUAUCCUCAGCAAAUUAUCAUCAACCAAUGUACAAAUGGAGCAACCAGGGGUUCUAGGAGAAGAACGCUGUCAGCAGCCACCAAACCAGAGUGGCAGAGGUGGGCGGAAUCUGCAGAAACUCGUAUUGCCGCCCUUCUUCAGCAGGUGCACGGGACACCAUGGAAGACACAAAUCCUGCACAUCCAACCAGUGAAAUCCUAUGCUCCCCACGUGGAUCAUAUAGUGUUGGAUUUGGAAUGCCGCCCCUGUCCUCUAGUUGGCUAGAGAAGGUGGAUCCUGAGACACAAGGAUCUACAUUUUUCUCCAAGCACUUGCUGGAUUGGCCUGGUCAGGAAGAGGCAUCUAAUGGAACCAAGGAAAAAAGACUGAAAGGAUCAGGAGGCUCAUGGAGUGUUUGUCACCUCAGUCCAGGAAUGUGUGCUGAAGGCUUCCUUUGUGAGCGUCAGUAUUAGUUGCUGGGUAAGGCACCCACUUGAUGGAGAGAUUGUGAUUAAAAAACAGUAAUGAUAAUUUUAUUAAACUCCCUCA